UAAAAGAAUUGCUGAAUCGUUUCAGUUUUGAAACGAACUGUUCGAAAGAACCGACUCUUUCAGUGCUACAGUUAAAUGCUUCCGAAAAGCCUCUAUCUGAGCAAUAACAAUUCUUCAGAUCGGCACUCUCUGGUUGCAGCAUUUAAUGUAAAAAAUUAGGGUAAUAAUAGUUUGAGUUCGUGAUUUAUAGAAUAGUGUAAAUAAAUUAGGUCCAGCGACCACAAGCCUACGUUAAUAUUAAUAUUGCCUCCGUAUUUUCGCGGGUUCCGCCCGGAAUGUUUUUGUAGCUGUACGCGUUCAUGUCCCGCCGUUAUAUUGAACUGUGAACAUGUCCAACACUGUUAUGUCAGGUAAUCACACCGAUCAACAAAUGUCUGCUCUAGAGGAAACGAGGACGAGUCUUUGCGAUCAGUUUGCCUCUGUCUCUGGAUCGGAUAGCGCUGUGGCGCAGUGUUAUUUAGCAGAAAAUGAAUGGGAUAUGGAGAGAGCAUUGAACUCUUUCUUCGAGGCUCAUAUGGAUUCAGUCUUUGAUGUUGAAGAUGCAGAGGAAACUAAAGAUGUGUCUGGGAAUAAGAGAAAGGAGGUGAAUUCCUCAGACCCUGCUGAUACUUCAGGAACAAAGAAGAAAUUUAAGGCGGACAAGAUGGAUUGCAUUGACCUGACAGCGGAGGAACCCACCUGCUCCAGCAGUGUGAACCCCCAAGAAAGUCAGGCUGAAAGUGUUGUAACCGAAUCUAAUGCGGAGGACAGCAAGCUCUCCUUCAUCAGCUGGAAUGUGGAUGGUUUGGACACAUUAAGUCUUGCAGAGCGUGCCAGGGGCUUGUGUUCGUAUCUAGUUCUAUAUACACCAGAUGUGGUUUUUCUUCAAGAACUCAUUCCAUCUUAUAUUCAGUAUCUUAAGAAGCGUGCUGUCAGCUACUUGUUUGUUGAAGGAAGCGAUGACGGAUACUUCACGGGAAUAAUGUUGAAGAAAUCAAGAGUAAAACUUCUGGAAAGUGAGAUCGUCAGUUAUCCUACAACACAAAUGUUGAGAAAUCUAUUAGUUGCUCAGGUGACUUUCUCAGGUCAGAAGCUAUACUUGAUGACAUCACAUUUAGAAAGCUGUAAGAACCAAUCAGAGGAGAGAAUGAAACAACUGCGGCUCGUAUUUCAAAAGAUGAAGGAAGCACCAGAAGACGCUACUGUAAUUUUUGCCGGGGACACCAAUCUCAGAGACUCUGAGGUGGUAAAGGUGGGAGGUUUGCCUCCAGGUGUGUGUGAUGUUUGGGAACAGCUGGGCAAACAGGAACACUGCCGAUACACCUGGGACACCAAAGCAAACAGCAAUAAGACUGUGCCUUACAUCAGCAGAUGUCGCUUCGACCGCAUCUUCUUUAGGUCUGCUAAAACCGGCCCAAGAGUCACUCCUGACCACAUGGUCUUGGUCGGAAUGGAGAAACUGGACUGUGGCCGUUACACCAGCGAUCACUGGGGAAUUUACUGCACUUUCAAAACAUGAUUAUUAAAUGUCUCAUAGAAGAUGGUUUUAAAGAGUGUUUGUACUAAAAUAAAGAAUGUGAAGAGUGCCUACAAAUCCAGACUACAGAUCAGUGUAAGAUACAAAGACAUACAGAUAAUAGGAUGCAUAGCUGGAUAUAAAAUACUGUGCAGAAAGAGAUCUUAUUGAAGGGUUUGAAUAGAAUGGUUUACUUAUUGUUAUUACACAGUUGUUGUUUUUUGUGUUUUUUUGUAUUUGUCAUACAAAAUAUUCUAUUUCAAACCAUGAUUUCAGUCAAUCUCUGCUCUCUCAUAAUUUCUUUUUUUAAAAUGUGAAAGUGUUGACUGAAUUUAAAUGAUUUUAUUUAAAUAAAUGUGACCUUGAUUUAUUGUGGUACGGGUUGUGUGUCCUAUAUUACACCACUAGUGGUCAGUAUUUCUCAAACAUGGCCCUUUAUAUAAAUAAGCUUUUAAAUGUCAUUGGAAUGGAGGCAUGGUGUACUAUUACUUUUUGAAACUACACACACAUAGUGUGUGUGUACUGUAAAAAAUCUGUGAAAUUAAAAUGCUGUGUAAAAUGAUGACAUCAAAAUUGUGCACAUAGAACUACUACAUAUACAGUAAUAUUCUGAAAA
Sinocyclocheilus rhinocerous is the source of this 2111-nucleotide messenger RNA. RefSeq names its product tyrosyl-DNA phosphodiesterase 2. Gene Ontology annotation, molecular function: protein binding; 5'-tyrosyl-DNA phosphodiesterase activity; single-stranded DNA binding. Gene Ontology annotation, cellular component: PML body; cytoplasm. The record is from RefSeq and is a predicted model, not a curated record. NCBI's taxonomy places the organism in Eukaryota, Metazoa, Chordata, Actinopteri, Cypriniformes, Cyprinidae. Bases 329 to 1498 code for a protein of 389 amino acids. Gene Ontology annotation, biological process: double-strand break repair. The transcript is spliced from 7 exons.